UUUACUACACUUUUCUCCUGUUCAGAGAAAGAAAGAACGAUGGCAAGAACCAAGCAGACCGCUCGUAAAUCCACCGGAGGCAAAGCCCCCAGGAAGCAGCUGGCCACCAAGGCUGCCCGUAAGAGCGCCCCGGCCACCGGCGGCGUGAAGAAGCCUCACCGUUACAGGCCCGGUACCGUGGCUCUGAGAGAGAUCCGUCGCUACCAGAAAUCCACCGAGCUGCUCAUCCGCAAGCUGCCCUUCCAGCGCCUGGUCAGAGAAAUCGCUCAGGAUUUCAAGACCGACCUGCGCUUCCAGAGCUCCGCUGUCAUGGCUCUGCAGGAGGCCAGCGAGGCUUACCUGGUCGGUCUCUUCGAGGACACCAACCUGUGCGCCAUCCACGCCAAGAGAGUCACCAUCAUGCCCAAAGACAUACAGCUGGCCCGCCGCAUCCGUGGAGAGCGCGCUUAAACUGUCUGCUCAUCAGUCAACAACAAAGGCUCUUUU
Larimichthys crocea (large yellow croaker) is the source of this 486-nucleotide messenger RNA. Its product is annotated as histone H3. Gene Ontology annotation, molecular function: structural constituent of chromatin; protein heterodimerization activity; DNA binding. Gene Ontology annotation, cellular component: nucleosome. The transcript has a single exon. The record is from RefSeq and is a predicted model, not a curated record. The coding region runs from base 40 to 450 and encodes 136 amino acids. NCBI's taxonomy places the organism in Eukaryota, Metazoa, Chordata, Actinopteri, Sciaenidae.